ACCAUUGGCUGAGGGUCAAUUUCAAAAACACAACCAGUUUCCUCUUACCAGAAUGGACUUUGUUCCCCAACACUACCACUACUUCUACCAGUUCACCACCCACUCAGCCCGUGGAUAGGGGAAUGUGGACGGUGAACUCCAUUGGCCGCUUGGGGAACCAGAUGGGAGAAUAUGCCACCCUCUAUGCCUUAGCCAAGCUCAACGGUCACCAAGCUUACAUCCUUCCAGCCAUGCAUCAAUAUUUAGCACCAAUUUUCAAGAUCACUUUGCCUGUGAUUCCUUCUGAUGUGGUUGCCAAGACCCGCUGGAGAAACUACGAUCUGCAUGAUUGGAUGUCAGAGGAGUAUCGUCACAUCAAGGGCAAGUAUGUCCGGCUGACAGGCUACCCUUGUUCUUUUACCUUUUAUGACCACAUCCGCCAAGAGAUACUUCAGGAGUUCUCCUUCCAUGACCAUGUCAAGGCAGAGAGCAACCAAUAUCUUCUGGACCUGCGGGGGCAGCGCACAAAUGUGACCUACAUUGGAGUGCAUGUUCGGAGAGGGGAUUAUGUCAGGGUAAUGCCCCAGAUCUGGAAAGGUGUGGUGGCUGACAAAGCCUACCUAGACAAAGCCAUGGACUACUUCAGAGAGAAGUACCCCAAUCCUAUCUUUGUUGUGGUCAGCAAUGGAAUGGACUGGUGCAGGCAAAACAUUAAUGCUUCCAGAGGGGAUGUUCAUUUUGCUGGUGAUGGACGGGAAUCAUCCCCAGGGAGGGAUUUUGCUCUCAUUGCACACUGCAACCACACAAUAAUGACCAUUGGGACUUUUGGCAUUUGGGCUGGCUACCUGGCUGGUGGGGAGACUGUUUACUUGGCCAACUACACCCUCCCAAACUCCCCCUUCCUCAAGGUUUUCAGGCCCUCGGCAGCCUUCUUGCCUGAAUGGAUUGGGAUCCCAGCUGACCUUUCCCCUCUGCUGCCCAAGACUGUGGCCCAAAUUAAGAAUCCCUAA
Messenger RNA from Hemicordylus capensis (graceful crag lizard), 989 nucleotides. RefSeq names its product fucosyltransferase 2 (gene FUT2). Gene Ontology annotation, cellular component: membrane. Gene Ontology annotation, molecular function: galactoside 2-alpha-L-fucosyltransferase activity. Lineage: Eukaryota; Metazoa; Chordata; Lepidosauria; Squamata; Cordylidae. The transcript has a single exon. The coding region runs from base 123 to 989 and encodes 288 amino acids. Gene Ontology annotation, biological process: carbohydrate metabolic process. The record is from RefSeq and is a predicted model, not a curated record.